UGGAAAAGCACAGACUUCCUGUUUCGUCCACUGGUAUCUCCCUGCCCUUCUCUCAGUCUCCCAGGAGCCAUCCCCGGCCAGCCCCUGGACCCAGCAGGGACAGGAACAGGUAGCAAUCUCAGCGUCCAGGAGAUUCACCAUGACCAGGACCUUGAAAGAGGUUCUUCUACAGCACUUUAUACUUCAGAAGCUGGAGAUUGCUUAUGCCAUAAACAAGCCAUUUCCCUUCUUCGAAGGUCUCCGAGACAACCUCUUCAUCACCGAGAGACUGUACCAGGAAUCUCUGGAAGCCUGUAGAAAUAUGGUCCCUUUAUCCAGGGUCGUGUACAACAUCCUCACUCAACUGGAGAAUACGUUUAGUCUGUCAUUUCUGGAGACGUUGUUCAGCCAAAUAAACCUGAGUGAAUACCCCAACUUGAUGACGACCCUCAAGAGCUUCAAAAGGGUUGUCACUUCCAAUGGAGGGUGGGGCAGAAUCACAACGAUUCCUCUUGAAGCCGCAGCCAACCCAGCAGGAAGGAGCUCCGUCAGGGCACUGCUGCCGCCGCCCACCUGCCAACACCCCCCAUCGAGCCGCCCACCCUGCUCACCCAGUGUCAGCGAGCCCGGAGCACCUGCCCAGCCCAGCGCUGAGAUCCUGCACGAGCAUCCCAGCCCUGCUGACCUCACCGUGACUCUCCCUGGAAUCACCCAGGAAGGAAGGCUCACUCCAGUGUCCAGUGACAACCUGAUCCCCCAAAUAAAAGAUAAAGAAGACACUCAAGAGAUGUCCUGCGCUCCAUCAGGCCCCGUGCCAGUGAUAAGAGAUGAUGCUUCUGAACAAAGUGACCCAAAGGAGCUCCAAGAGGCAUCCAGGGCACCUCCCAGCAAGAGAGGAAAGAAGAGAAAAAGAAGUAUCUGGUUAACUUCAAGGAAGAGACAGCAGAAAAAAAGCCUCCCGAGAGGGGCAGCCUUACCUGGGCAUGGAAUCCAAACGAUGCUCCACGUGGCGGAGCAGGUGACUCACAGGGAGGACGACUCAACCAGGAACACAAAGGUCAUGACAAGAGCAAAAAAGAGAAGGACAGAAUGUGCCCAAACGCCUGCACCAGAGGAGGUCAGUGAUGACACUUCAGAGAUGGAUGAAAGAAAGAGACCCCAGGAGCUACCCAGCACACCACCAAGACUCACCCACGGUAAAGAUCCCAUGGAUAAGGGAAGCAAACUGCCUUUGGGAGAAUCUCCUGGGGGAAACCGAAGGAAGAGAAAAAUACAUAGCUGGUCAAGUUCCAAAAAAAGACAGAAAAAAGGUCUCCCAAGAGGAAAACUUGACACUCAGACCUCUAAGCUUCUCCUGUGGGUAUAUAAAGGGUCAGCCUCACCUGGACGCAGAACCCAAGAGGUGCUCCAAGUGGUGGAGCAGGUGACUGGAAGGAAGGACGACUCACCCAGGAGUUCGAAGGUCAUGACACGGGCCCAGAAAGCGAGGGCUGAACGUGCCCCAAAGCCUGCACCGGAGGAAAAGGGAAGGAUAAAAGAUGUCUGUUCAAGUGCAACAACAAGUUGUCACAGAAAUAUUCCCAUAAAGGAAAAACCUGAAGAUGAAACUCUGGAUUUUCACUCUCCUAAACUUCCUGUGACCUGUGGUAAGGCAAAGGGGAUUUUAUAUAAGGAGAAAAUGAAACAAGGCUCCUCAGAGAAGUGUAUUCAGAACAAGAAGGGACUUUGGUUCACACCAAGAGAAUUUGAAAUUGAAGGAAAACGGAAACAAUCAAAGAACUGGAAGCGGAGUGUGCUUUGUAGAGGAAAGACCCUAGAACAGCUGCUGGAGAAAGGACUUCUGCUCUGUCCUCCGAGAAAAAGUCUCAAGAGAGAGCAUAACGUCAGAGACUGUCCUCUGAGCUGCCAACACGUUUGCCUGGCACGGCGCACAGCGGAUGAGGACAGCUCUGACCCAGGCACGGGCAGCCUUGGGGCCAACCUAACUCAGCAGGAAAACUCCAGGGAAUGUGAGGUAUGCUGUAGAGGGGGGCCGCUGCUCUGCUGUGACACUUGUCCAAGGGCCUUUCAUGAGGGCUGUCACAUCCCACCUGCAGAGGCCGAGAGGAGCACGUGGAGUUGCACCUUCUGCAGGAUGAAGGAGUCUCCUGGAAGCCAGCAGUGUCUUGGGGAAUCUGGGGUCCUGGCAAGGCAGAUGCAGCCCAAGGAGCAGUUGAAAUGUGAGUUUCGCCUCUUGAAAGCCUACUGUCAUCCACAAAGCUCUUUCUUCACGGAGGCCCCAUGUAAUGAGGUGGGUCAAAAAAGAUCUUGCUGUGGUUUAUGUCAAAGAGUGUUAGCAAGCAUCAUACUCAAUGGUGAAAAACUGAAAGCAUUUCCACUAAGAUCAGGAACAAGACAAGGAUGUCCACUCUCGCCACUCUUAUUCAACAUAGUUUUGGAAGUCCUAGCCAUGGCAAUCAGAGAAGAAAAAGAAAUAAAAGGCAUACAAAUUGGAAACGAAGAAGUAAAACUGUCACUCUUUGCAGAUGACAUGAUACAAUACAUAGAAAAUCCUAAAGAUGCCACCAGAAAACUACUAGAACUAAUCAAUGAAUUUGGUAAGGUUGCAGGAUACAAAAUUAAUGCACAGAAAUCUCUGGCAUUCCUAUACACCAGCAACGAAAAUUCAGAACAGAAAUUAAGAAAACAAUCCAUUUACCAUCGCAACAAAAAGAAUAAAAUACCUAGGAAUAAACCUGCCUAAGGGGACUAGAGACUCAUACUCAGAAAACUAUAAAACACUGAUGAAAGAAAUCAAAGAUGACAUAAACAGAUGGAGAAAUAUACCACGUUCUUGGAUUGGAAGAAUCAAUAUUGUAAAAAUGACUAUACUACCCAAAGCAAUCUACAGAUACAAUGCAAUCCCUAUCAAACUACCAAUGGCAUUCUUCACAGAAUUAGAACAAAAAAUUUUACAAUUUGUAUGGAAACACAAAAGACCCCAAAUAGACAAAGCAAUCUUGAGAAAGAAAAAUGGAGUUGGAGGAAUCAGGCUCCCCGACUUCAAACUAUACCACAAAGCUACAGUAAUCAAGACAGUAUGGUACUGGCACAGAAACAGAAAUAUAGAUCAAUGGUACACGAUAGAAAGCCCAGAGAUAAACCCACACACGUAUGGUCACCUAAUUUACGACAAAGGAGGCAAGAACAUACAAUGGAGAAUAGACAGCCUCUUCAAUAAGUGGCGCUGGGAAAACUGGACAGCUGCAUGUAAAAGAAUGAAAUGUAUCCCUAACACCAUACACAAAAAUAAAAGCCAAAUGGAUUAAAGAUCUAAAUGUAAGACCAGACACUAUAAAACUCUUAGAGGAAAACAUAGGAAAAACACUCUACUGCUUUUUGAAUCAGUUCCACUUUUAUAUUUUUCUAAAAGUCAUCUACUGCAUUUAUUGUUUAUAGUUGGUCUUAUUUCUAUCAUUUUAUUCUUUCUCUUUUGAAUAUGUUUGUAUUUUUUGUCUACAUUUUCUUUGUUUUCAUCUUCUUUUCUGGAAAGCAUUGUAACAGUAAUUCUUCUAUUUACCUGCAAGUUUUCCAAAUGUAUUUUUAAUUUAUUCUUCAAAUGUCAUAGCCAAAAAUAAAAUAUUUUAAUGUGUCACAUAUUUAAGCCAAGGUGUGUCACUUUUAUACCCACCAGCUCCCUAAUUCCGGUCUAUCCACUGUAUAAUAAUAUGGAUAUUCAUUAUUAAUUUUUCUGUCUUUUACUCUAUAUUGAUUAUUUUAAUUUUAUUCAAUU
This is a messenger RNA of Lagenorhynchus albirostris (white-beaked dolphin), 3751 nucleotides long. RefSeq names its product SP110 nuclear body protein (gene SP110). The coding region runs from base 140 to 2722 and encodes 860 amino acids. Gene Ontology annotation, biological process: regulation of transcription by RNA polymerase II. The transcript is spliced from 22 exons. Gene Ontology annotation, cellular component: nucleus. NCBI's taxonomy places the organism in Eukaryota, Metazoa, Chordata, Mammalia, Artiodactyla, Delphinidae. Gene Ontology annotation, molecular function: DNA binding; protein binding; DNA-binding transcription factor activity, RNA polymerase II-specific. The record is from RefSeq and is a predicted model, not a curated record.